AUGUCUGUAUUGUUAACAUAUCCUCCAUGUUGUCUAUCCCAGGCACAAAGACACAAUUUCAAUGGCCCACAAUGUGGUACGAAGCCUCAUGAAUCCCGUGAAGUUCGUUUCAAUCCAGAAGUAAUGCGCGCUGGUGAAGGCAUUAUUGGACUUCAGGCUGGAACCAACAAAUUUGCUACACAGAAAGGAAUGGUGAUGGGUGGUGUCCGCCACAUUGCAGACAUCCGUUGUGACCAGUAUGAUCCAGAAAGUAGUAAAGACAUUAACCUGCAGGCUGGAACCAACAAAUAUGCAUCCCAGAAAGGAAUGGUGAUUGGCGGAGUCCGCCAUGUUUCAGACAUCCGCUGUGACCAGUACGAUCCAGAAAGUUCCAAAGACAUUAACCUGCAAAGCGGUACCAACAAGUUUGCCACACAAAAGGGAAUCGUCAUUGGGGGUGUUCGCCAUAUCGCAGACAUCCGUUGUGACGAAUUCUCACAGGACUCACAAGGACAUGUCGGCUUGCAGAGCGGUUCAAAUAAAUUCGCUACCCAAAAGGGUAUGAGCUUCGGAGCAGUCCGUCACGUGAAUGACAUCAAGUCAGAUGAAAUCAGUGAUGAAGGCAAACGUACCAUCAAUCUCCAAUAUGGCUUUACUACUGGGGCGAACCAGUCAGGAAUGAGCUUUGGAAAGAACAGAUCUAUUCUAUUAUAG
Molecule: messenger RNA, 693 nt
Organism: Octopus sinensis (East Asian common octopus)
Lineage: Eukaryota; Metazoa; Mollusca; Cephalopoda; Octopoda; Octopodidae
Product: calponin homolog OV9M-like
Exons: 1
Coding region: 1-693 (230 amino acids)
Source: RefSeq, a predicted model, not a curated record